AUGUUGUGUCUCAAUGUGCCUGCUCCCAAGGACAGCUUCUUCACUCGUUUCCGCCGCCGCCUGUUAUGGAUGGCCCUUGGUAUUCUGGGCCCUGAGUUCCCUCUCACAUAUGCUGCGGGUCAGUGGAGUCGAGCGAAACAAUCCGUUGUGUCCUUCAAGGCGUACAAUUACAAGGACUGGCACAUGCGGCAGGCGUUCUUUGCCGAUAUGGGAGGCUUCGUGUUUCACGCUCGCGACGGUGAACCUUUCCCAAUCAACGCAACUCAGCUUCACUGGCUUGUUGUCAAUAAAUUUGUCGAAUAUCCCGCCAUUACCCGCAAAGAAAUCUGGGACAAGUCUAAGCAGGACACAUUUACCAAAGUUGUUACCGCAUUUCAAAUUUCCUAUCUGAUCAUCCAAUGCAUCGCUCGUGCUAUUCAAGGUCUGGCAAUCACAACCUUGGAGCUCAACGCACUUGCGAUUGUUGUCUGCUCGCUCAUGACAUCCUGUUUCUGGCUUCACAAACCAGCAGAUGUCCAGACGCCCAUCCACAUCCGUUCGUCCCACUCCCUUGCUGAGAUCCGCUCAACCGCGACUGGAGCUUGA
Messenger RNA from Fonsecaea nubica, 585 nucleotides. RefSeq lists its product as hypothetical. NCBI's taxonomy places the organism in Eukaryota, Fungi, Ascomycota, Eurotiomycetes, Chaetothyriales, Herpotrichiellaceae. Bases 1 to 585 code for a protein of 194 amino acids. The record is from RefSeq and is a predicted model, not a curated record. The transcript has a single exon.